UUCAACUUUUCGUUGCUACGCGUAAAUCGGAGGGUGGCUGCCACGUCACAAUAUCUUAUAUCCUACACUCCAAAAUCCUAUAAAUACACCACAUACCAAUUUCUACACAAAUUCAUACCAACACAUUUCUCAACCUCUUCAUUACUUUCUUCAAACCCAAAAAUCAAUCAAUCACUACAGAUAUGGAAGACUCCAUUCAAAUCAAGGUUGAGGAUAAAACACCGGUUGAUGUAAAGGAAGAGAAGGUUGAGAUAGAAAAGGAUUUGGAGAGUACAAAAUGUAAGGGAGAGAAGAAACAUAAUGAUGAAGGUGGGGAUGAUGAGAAGAAAAAGAAAAAGAAGGAUAAAACUGAUGCAGAGGGGAAGGAGAAGAAGAAAAAGGGAAAAGAUGAGAAAACUGAUGUAGAGAAGGUUAAGGAUAAAGAAGAUGGUGAUGGAAAUAAGGAUAAGGAGAAAAAGAAAAAGGAAAAGAAGGGAAAAGAAGAUGGAGACAAGGAUGGUGAAGAAAAGAAGGAGAAGAAUGAAGAGGGUGAGGAGGGUGAUGGAGAUAAGAAAAAGAAGAAUAAGGACAAGAAAGAGAAAAAGAAGGAUAAAAAUGAGAAAGAAGAGGGUGAAGUAUCUAUAAGGGAUAUUGAUAUAGAAGAAGAUGACAAGAAAGAAGUUAAAGAGAAGAAGAAAAAAGAUAAGGGAGAGAAGGAGAAGAAGAAAAAAGUUUCUGGAAAGGAAAAGACCAAUGAUGUUGGCGCGCUGAAACAAAAGCUUGAAAAAUUGAAUGGAAAAAUAGAAGCACUCUUGGAAAAGAAGGCAGAUAUAGAGAGGCAGAUUAAAGAAGCUGAAAAUGGAGGUCAUGGAAUUAACGUGAAGGACAAGGGAGAGAUAUAGUAUGAAAUUCAGAAUAUCAUAUACUACCAUGGAGGGUCAUAUACUGUAAUCAUAUACUAUCAUGCAUUACAUUUGCACUUGGUGAGAGGUUUUGUUUUGUGUAAUAAACCUGUUUUCUUCUACUGAUA
Molecule: messenger RNA, 1009 nt
Organism: Lathyrus oleraceus (garden pea)
Lineage: Eukaryota; Viridiplantae; Streptophyta; Magnoliopsida; Fabales; Fabaceae
Product: protein PXR1
Exons: 2
Coding region: 183-881 (232 amino acids)
Source: RefSeq, a predicted model, not a curated record